Molecule: messenger RNA, 523 nt
Organism: Cucurbita maxima (winter squash)
Lineage: Eukaryota; Viridiplantae; Streptophyta; Magnoliopsida; Cucurbitales; Cucurbitaceae
Product: polygalacturonase-like
Exons: 2
Biological process (GO): carbohydrate metabolic process
Molecular function (GO): polygalacturonase activity
Source: RefSeq, a predicted model, not a curated record
CAUUGGGAGCUUGGGGAUAAAGGCCGAGGAGGAUGGAGUGCAUAACGUUACACUGACACUAUCUACUUUCACCGGGACUCAGAAUGGAGUAAGGAUUAAGUCUUGGGGAAGACCAAGCCGUGGAUUUGCUACAAAAGUUUAUUUUCAACACAUCAUUAUGGAUAAUGUGAAAAACCCGAUCAUAAUUGAUCAAAAUUACUGUCCACAUGAGACAGACUGUCCUGGUCAGGCUUCUGGAGUUAAAGUCAGCGAAGUAACAUACGAAGACAUCAAGGGAACUUCCGCCACUGAAAUAGCAAUCAAUUUUGAUUGUAGCCCAAUAAAUCAUUGCACUGGAUUAAGCAUGAAAGACAUAAACCUAACUUACGAGAAUCACAUCGCUAAAGCUUCAUGUAAAAAUGCCGAAGGAACUACCUCUGGUGUGGUUGAACCUUCUGGUUGCUUAGCAGAAAAAUCUAAUUUUUGGCAAAACGUGUUGGUACUAAGAUUAAAGGAUGAUAAAAAUGCUCUAGAGGGCUUAUAA